Messenger RNA from Exophiala xenobiotica, 441 nucleotides. RefSeq lists its product as uncharacterized. Lineage: Eukaryota; Fungi; Ascomycota; Eurotiomycetes; Chaetothyriales; Herpotrichiellaceae. The transcript has a single exon. The record is from RefSeq and is a predicted model, not a curated record. Bases 1 to 441 code for a protein of 146 amino acids.
AUGACCACCGCGGCUCUACACCCUUCUACGGCAUCGAUCAGUCUUCCUCCGAUCAGCAGUAUCGAAUUUCAGUCACAGAUCGCGCAUCACCGGUCGUCACCAGAAGUCGUACAACCGCUGCCACCACCUCCACCUGCAGCGCCACGUGUACUACCGCCCCUUCCAUAUCCUUCCUACGGACCACGACCUUCAAUGGUACCUCCUCCUCCACCGCCGCCGCCUCCUAUAUCGCACGGGUAUAUCGACACGAGGCCUCUGUAUCCCGGCAUACCAUCAUCUUACCAACCCAUGCCUGGGCGCAUGCCAUUACCUUCCUCGGCGGAUCCCAGUCUCAUUGUUCAUCCUCCGCGACACAAGGCCAAGGAGGUAAAGAGACGGACUAAAACAGGGUGUCUUACAUGCCGAAAACGGCGCAUAAAAGUGAGUCCGGCGGUUCCGUAA